Molecule: messenger RNA, 877 nt
Organism: Brassica napus (rape)
Lineage: Eukaryota; Viridiplantae; Streptophyta; Magnoliopsida; Brassicales; Brassicaceae
Exons: 4
Coding region: 48-800 (250 amino acids)
Biological process (GO): peptidyl-proline hydroxylation to 4-hydroxy-L-proline
Cellular component (GO): endoplasmic reticulum
Molecular function (GO): L-ascorbic acid binding; procollagen-proline 4-dioxygenase activity; iron ion binding
Source: RefSeq, a predicted model, not a curated record
CAUUAUUUUGAUUAAAAUUGAAUCAAAUUGAGAAAAAUAAAAAUAAAAUGAAUUUGAUACAUAUAAAUCCUCUGAUGUUACAUCCUUCCCAAAUCGUGAAGAUGGGAGACAAAGCAGAAUUGUCUGCAACAAUAAAGUGGCCGAAGAUCAAAGCCAAACCCAACCUCAGUAUCUCGUAUCUCAAGAAUCUUGAUCUCUUCACGGUGGAGAAUUGUCUCACUAGUGAUGAAUCAAAGGGCUUUGUUAAAAUCGCAGAGUCUCUAGGUUUCACUCACCAAGGAAGCCGUGGCCCUGCUUAUGGUGAAGCGUUUAGAGAUAACCAUCGGAUAUCUGUGAACGAUCCUGUCCUUGCCGAUACGUUAUGGCGAUCCGGACUUUCUAAUUUGUUUACUGAUAUCAAGAUUAGGAGAAAAGUCGCUGUUGGCUUGAAUCCAAACAUUCGUUUUUACAGGUAUAGUGCUGGUCAGCAUUUUGGUCGUCACAUUGAUGAAAGUGUUGAUCUUGAAGAUGGGAAGCGGACCUAUUACACAUUGUUGAUAUAUCUAAGCGGCAGCAACAACGCAAAAUCAAAAUCCAAGAGCAGUUCUUCAAGCAAGACAAAUGAUUCUUCUUCGGCCGAGCCUUUAGUUGGUGGAGAAACUGUCUUUUAUGGUUCAAGGAACAGUAUCGUAGCUGAGGUAGCUCCAAUGGAAGGUAUGGCUCUCUUUCAUAUCCAUGGAGACAAGUGUAUGUUGCACGAAGGAAGAAAUGUCUCCAAGGGAGUCAAGUAUGUGUUCCGUUCUGAUGUUGUUUUUGCAUAAAUAAACAUUAUUCAAAUUCUCUGUACGUUUUGUGUUUCUUAAACUGAUUACUUUCAUUCAACAUUUUGAACCAUCGA